Messenger RNA from Paramuricea clavata, 3727 nucleotides. The record is from the annotation of a GenBank genome assembly. Lineage: Eukaryota; Metazoa; Cnidaria; Anthozoa; Malacalcyonacea; Plexauridae.
AUGAAGUAUGAAAUAUGUUACGUCCGGAGGAAAUCCCCCUCCCCCCGUCGCCAACAUUUCCGGAGAAAAUCGUUUAGGUGCCCUUUUUAUUAUCCACAAAUGCCCCUGAAAGUCGGUGCCAACUCCCCCGAUCUUUUGAUGCUUCCUAUACGCCCCUGUCUGGAAACAUGACUAGGAAGCAAUAUUUUCUGAUUUGUCUACCUUCUGCAAAAAUGGCUAGGAAAUAAUGUUUUCGUAACAACGUCGCCCGUUUGCGUUUCCUUAUAAUUUGGAGGCGUCCAUUUCUCCCAGAUAAAUUGAUGGUCAUAGUUUUCACAGGAUCUAUUUCUCAAAUUGUGUUCCACUAAUUGCUUUAUUAUUUCUGAAUCUCUAUCACAUAGGAACCCAAUGGGGAAUUGCGUCAUUGUAAGUAUAUAUUUAUUGAGAAAAAUAUGGAAGAAGAAACGCGGCCAGAAAUAGUUUUAUAUAAUAACUACAGUGAAACACGCAAUUUGAUUGGUCAAUAGCCGUGCAGGAUCAGGCUAUCCUACACAAGGAAUUAAAAUGCCUUCGCGGGAUUUUCGCGGUAUUCUCAAAAUAUUGUAGUUAUUUUAUAAAACAAUUAUCAGGGAAAAGCCCUGGGAACGAGGUUGCGAAUGGUUUUCCGUGCAGGAUUGCGUGAUCCAUGCACGAGGGAUGUCGCGAGACUUUCGGAAAGCGUAAAAAUACUCAAGUCGCAGGCGAGUAUAUUUUUACGCUUUCCGAAAGUCGGUAUUUAUUUAUUACAAGUUUUCGGCCCAUUCUGUGGCCCUCUACGGGUAUAACAAUCGUUAGAAGGAACUACUGUAUCUACAACUAUUUAUUUUACAAGGAGUGUACUAAUAUUAGACGUACCUGAAUUAUCAGAUCUAUUAAUCAACAGGGCAUAUUUUUGACACAUAGACUGGAGGGGCCAAGGUCGCCAGCCCCCAUUGUUUGCUCCUCCAGGGACUUAUGUUGGUCCCGAAAGUGGAGGUCCCCUUCUGUAUAAGCAAAAAGAGGGAAAAUAACAUUGAAAAUAACAUUAGAUUUCCAUGACCAGAUCUUUGACUAACGGAUGAAAUAUAUAAAAAAUUGCUUUUAAAAAUGCCGUUAAUUAAGUCAACGCCCAGAGGCUUAAAAAUGCAGAAAUGAUCUGGGUUGGACUACCUUUGCCGUUCAGCACCAACCUAGUUAGGUCCCUUGUUCUUAAUGGCCCCUUCAUAAUCAAGUAAUAGGGGAUUGAAGGUUUCCGACGCCAUCUUGAAUUUAUUGUUUUCACCAUUGUGUUUGGACCACCUGCAAAUUUACCCAUAGGGAAUUCCAUUGUGUUUGCACUAUUGUGUUUCGUUAUGGUGUCGCAAACCUUGAAUCCCCUAUUACGGAGAGUCAUUGUUUGCGGUUGACAAUGGCAUAUUAUUUUGGCAGCGUCCCCCUUUUUCUUUUGCAUUUGGUAUACCAAGAUUCCAAUGUUUUCCUCACUCGAAAAUUUCCCUUAUCAAUAAUGUUUGCACUUUCAAAGUCAAUUUUAUGGUGUAUUUCCAUGCAUCCUUUGCCACGUUCGAGUCUUCUUUAAUUGGAAUUGUUUACAUGGCGUACAUAUUCUCUCUUCCUUUCCUCAUAUGCUCUCCUGGUUUCAAAUGUUCUGCAGGUGUUUAAUACAUGGCACGAUGCUAUGUUACUAUCAGGUUCUUGUAUUUUAUAUAUUUAUUAUAUGACAAGCAUCACUUCCAGUGAAAUGGCGGACUGUGAUUGGCUGAGAAGCACUUUCAGCGGUCCAUUAUUUUCCCGUAAUGGACCGGCGGUCCAUUACGUGAAAACAAACGCAUGCAUUUUAAAACAAAACAGCAAAACUAAUUGAAUGGUUUUUAGUGGAAAAGAAUGGUUUUUAGUGGAAAAGAAGGAAUACAUUAGUAAAUUUUUGGUUUUCUUCGACCAAAUGUGUACCACGCUACUAAUAUGCAUUUCAAAUCAUGCAUAUCUUGUUUGUUUCAAGUAUAAAUACCAUAUAAAUAUAUAAUAUACUUUUUAUUAACCUCGCUUGCUCGGUAUGUACAGAGAAAUAUCGGACCUCAAAAAAGACCUCGGUCCGAUAUUUCUCUGUACAGACCUCGCGUUUGGUUAAUAUAUAAGAAGUUAAUAAUGUUACUUAAUUCAACUUCUUCAUCAGAACAAUUGGUGUAAUGGUGAUUUGCUCAUUGUUUCUCGCUGAAGUUCCAGUACCAAUACUUGGCUAUUCCAAAACAAGAGGUUUCUUCACACAAAAACUGCGGAUUUUCAAAUUGUUUCCUGUAAGUAGUUUGUCAUCUGUUCAAAACCUACUUAUCUUAUAUUUUCUGGCCGACGUGUCAUUCACGAUCUGACACAUGUAUGCACGUGCACAGUGCACAGUGGAAUAGUGAAAGCUUUGAAAUGUAUCUGUUUAGGUGGUGAUCGCCAUUGCUACAGCAUGGUUAUUCUGCCUCAUCCUGACAGCGGCAGGAGCAUUUGAUGAAGAUUCGAAAGCCAGAACUGAUGCUCGUUCUGCAGUCUUGUCUGAUUCACCAUGGUUUAGAAUACCUUAUCCAGGUAUGCAGUCUUCAUCAACCAGGAAUUUGUUAUGGCUGUGGAGUGUUGAUGGUACAAUAAUUAGGGCAUGUGCUUUAACAAAGAUUGACUAUAAAAGAGUGCUUGCAGUUUCACUGCUGUAUCAAAUCCCGCAGGUCAUCGAGAUACAGUACAAAUAUCUUGAUUUCUGUUGGAGAAAGCUGCAAUGUGAGUUUACUGGCCGUUUUAUUACAUUUGACCAGUCUACUCUCCUGAUUCUGUGAUAUAGAUGGCUGCACAGUUCCCCUACGGUUAUUUUGUACAACCUGUGCUCUUUUGUAAAUAGAUAAAAGUAUCAAACCAUUAUAUUUAUUGAAUAAAUCUUCUUUUUCUUCUGAUACAACGAACGCCAACGUUUCCAGCGAAGGCCAUUCGUACGAGGGCUUUUAACGAAAACUUCCGAUGACGAGCUUUGGCUCGAAAGGUCCAGAUUUUCUCAUUCAGGAGGUUAUCGUCAAAACGAAGACAAGUCAUUAUUAAAACUGUCUGUACCAGUGUGGGUAGCACCAAUGUGAAAAUUGGUUAUAUUACUAAGUGGUUAUAUUACUACCUUAAAAAAAAGCAGAAACUCGACGUUACGAGCGAAGGCCCUUCGUCAAAAGGUAGUAAUAUAACCACUCAGCACAGCAGUUUCACAAGUCAUUAUUGUCUACUUCCUACACUAGAACCAUACGUUUUAAAUCGAGUUCGUUUGUCGAGCGAGAUUCAAAAUAAACUUGUUCUUAGUUUUUGAAAAUUGCCAUAUUGGGUAUUUACUGUACGGUUUAUAUUUCAUGUCAUUGUAGGUCAGUGGGGUAUGCCAACAGUCAGUGUGGCAAGUGUAUUUGGAAUGUUGGCAGGUGUCCUAGCCGGAAUUGUUGAAUCAAUCGGUGAUUACUAUGCAUGUGCAAACCUAUGCGGUGCUCCGCCUCCUCCUGCACACGCAGUAAACCGGGGGAUUGGUGUCGAGGGUCUGAGCUGCCUGUUUGCGGGUUCCAUUGGAACAGGGAAUGGCACUACUUCAUUUAGUGAGAAUGUUGGGGCUAUCGGAAUUACAAGGGUUAGUAUAUACAUGUAUUUUUUCGUAGAUAGAAAUUUCGAUAGACAUGCAAGACAUUAUUGGAUUGUUUUAACAAAUUUUUUUUCAAACUCAUUCGCAGGCUAG